Biomphalaria glabrata is the source of this 1032-nucleotide messenger RNA. Its product is annotated as biogenesis of lysosome-related organelles complex 1 subunit 4-like. Bases 28 to 630 code for a protein of 200 amino acids. The transcript is spliced from 6 exons. The record is from RefSeq and is a predicted model, not a curated record. Lineage: Eukaryota; Metazoa; Mollusca; Gastropoda; Planorbidae. Gene Ontology annotation, cellular component: BLOC-1 complex.
CUUUGUCUUGUCACAUGACUUGCCAAAAUGGCGGACAUGUCAACAGAUAGGCAGUCGCUAUCUCAAUCUCAGAAUAGCUUGAAUUCAUCUAUUAUUAGCGGAGACAAUGUAACUAAAACAAAUGACGAAAUAACAAGUGAAAUCGCCUCAGAAUUUUGUAAAUUUCUUAACUUCAAUGUUGAGAAAGAGGAAACCAAGUUUAAUGACAGUGUAGAGAUGAUGUUAACAAAAUUAGAUGAAUUUUUCUCAUUAGUUGAUAUGAUACGUAGUGAUACAUCCUUGUGUUUGACAACUACUUUACCACAGAUACAAGAGAAAUGUGCAGAGAUGGAGUUCAUUUUUGACAAAAUAGAUAAACUGGAGGUUUUUGUAAAUAUGGUCAAAGAUUGUGUGGCAGCUACUGAAGAUAAAGUCAAUAAGGCAGAGAAUGAGUUGGGUGCCAUUGGAGGGUUGGUGAAGAAAUUAACAUCAUUUGUUUCAUUGCAGAAAAAGUCUCCACUUCAGGCUGCUUCAAAGGGAAAGAAGCCAGAAUAUAUACCCCCUGAAAUUUUCUCAACUGAAGAUUAUUUGUCUCCCCCUGCCUUCAAUGCCACGCAAUCUACAGAAGAAUUUGGUCACUCAUCACAAUAGCGUUAGUGGCAAACAGGCUCACCAAACCGAAUCAGUUUCUGCAUUGUUUGACACAGCCACAUUGUACUUGAACUUUAUUUAUUGUCAGCGACUUUGUGAUUGUCUCUGCUUUUUAUUGAUGAGUUGAUACUGAGGAGCACUAGUGUAAGUGUGAGCUAUUCAAGCUGUGUAUGUGUUUAGGAGCACUAGUGUAAGUGUGAGCUAUUCAAGCUGUGUAUGUGUUUAGGAGCACUAGUGUAAGUGUGAGCUAUUCAAGCUGUGUAUGUGUUUAGGAGGAAAAAAAGGAGAACAACUGUGUAUAUGAUUUUUAUGUGUUAAACAAAAAUGCAAUAUUUUAUUACCUUUCAUCUAUGGUUAUUAUUGUUGAUUGCCCAUUUUUAAAUUAAAUUUUUACAUAUUCCA